ACAGGGAGCUAAGAUGGAGGCAUCCAGUUACGGUAUAAAGGUUUGUAUUUUUAUAUUUGAUUUUUCACACUUCACAAAAAAUAUCUGUUAAAUACCAAGAUAAGUAAACGUGGCCCUAAAAUCCCUGGGAAGUGAAAAAUCCCCUUUAAAUUACUGUGGCUAGCUGUGCUCCCAUCGUGGCCCGGGCAAUGGAAGCUCAUUUUGUGGCUAAAUAGAUAUAGUAUCAAUUAAAGAUUUUUGCUAAAUACAUAUCGAUCCUCUAACUUUUUCAUUCAAUCAGUUGCUGUUUCUGUGGGGCAUUACAGCACACAAAGGAAGGAUAGACAGCAUGUUAGGCAGUGAUCCCGUAACUCAGACACUUUUCACAGGAGCUCCCCAAUUAACAAACAUAAAUCACAACAUGUCUAAAACAUUUCAGGAAACAGGUGGAAUUCUUGGCACCGCUUUCCAUAUUGCUACAGUUUUCUCCUCCUUGCAGACCAUGCACCGCCAACUCUUUCCCAGCAUGCACUGCCCUCUAACACCUUCCCACUAUGCCCCGCCUUCUAGUCCCCAGCAUGCACUGUCCUUUAACACCUUCCCAGUAUGGCCAGCUGUCUCCUUCCCGGUAUGGCCAGCUGACUCCCUCCCGGAAUGCCCCGCCGACUCCCUCCCAGUAUAGCCAGCCAAUCCCUCCCAGUAUGGCCAGCCAACUCCCUCCCAGUAUGCCCCGCCAACUCCCGCCCAGUAUGGUUCAACUAAUCCCUCUAAGUAUAGACUGCCAACUCCCUCCCAGUAUGGCCAGCCAACUCCCUCCCAGUAUGCCCCGCCAACUCCCUCCCAGUAUGCCACCGCCAACUACCUCCCAGUAUGGCCAGCCAACUCCCUCCCAGUAUGGUUCAACAAAUCCCUCUAAGUAUAGACUGCCAACUCCCUCCCAGUAUGGCCAGCCGACUCCCUCCCAGUAUGCCACCGCCAACUACCUCCCAGUAUGGCCAGCCGACUCCCUCCCAGUAUGGUUCACCAACUCCCUCCCAGUAUGGCCGGCCAACUCCCUCCCAGUAUGCCACCGCCAACUACCUCCCAGUAUGGCCAGCCAACUCCCUCCCAGUAUGGUUCAACAAAUCCCUCUAAGUAUAGACUGCCAACUCCCUCCCAGUAUGGCCAGCCGACUCCCUCCCAGUAUGCCACCGCCAACUACCUCCCAGUAUGGCCAGCCGACUCCCUCCCAGUAUGGUUCACCAACUCCCUCCCAGUAUGGCCAGCCAACUCCCUCCCAGUAUGGUUCAACAAAUCCCUCUAAGUAUAGACUGCCAACUCUCUCCCAGUAUGCCCCGCCGUCUCCCUCCCAGAAUGCCCCACCGACUGCCUCCCAGUAUGGCCAGCCAACUCCCUCCCAGUAUGCCCCACCAACUCCCUACCAGUAUUUCCCGCUGACUCCCUCCCAGUAUGCCCCGCUGACUCCCUUCCAGAAAUGGACGCCGACUCCCUUGCAGUAUGGUUCACCAACUCCCUCUCAGUAUGCCCCGCCAACUCCCUCCCAGUAUGCCCCGCCGACUCCCUAUCAGUAUGGCACGCCAACUCCCUCCCAGUAUGCCCCGCCGACUCCCUCCCAGUAUGCCCCGCCAACUCCCUCCCAGUAUGCCCCGCCAACUCCCUAUCAGUAUGGCACGCCAACUCCCUCCCAGUAUGCCCCACCCACACCCUCCGAGUAUAGCCUGCCAACACCCUCCCAGUAUGGCCCCCCAACUCUCUACCAGAAUGUAUAACACCUUCCCAGCAUGCACUCCCUUUAACACCUUACUUGUAUGCCUCACCAACUCCUUCACAGCAUGCUCUGCCUUAUAAACCCUUAACCAGUUUGCCCUGCAACCUUGUCCCCAACAUGCCCCACCGUGUAACACCUGUAUGCCCAGCCAUCUCCUUCCCAGCAUGCUCUGCCAACUCAUUCACAGCAGGCCCUGCCAUAUUACACCUUCCUAGCAUGUACCUCCCUAUAGCACCAUUUCAGCAUUUUCAUUCUUUCCCAGCGUGCAUCUCCCUAUAGCACCAUCUCAGCGUUUUCAAUCCUUCCCAGCAUGCAUCUCCCUAUAACACCGUCUCUGCGUUUUCAAUUUCUCCCAGCAUGCACCUCCCUAUAACACCGUCUCUGCGUUUUCAAUCUCUCCCAGCAUGCACCUCCCUACAACACUGUCUCUGCGUUUUCAAUUUCUCCCAGCAUGCACCUCCCUAUAACACCGUCUCUGCGUUUUCAAUCCUUCCCAGCAUGCACCACCCUAAAGCACCGUCUCUGCAUUUUCAAUCUUUCCCAGCAUGCACUGCCUUAUUAGUCACAGUUUUCUUGUGCUUAGUAGUUUUGAACAUGUUUAUUAACGUGCGAGUAAGAGACAAAUUGGUUUUCCGUUAUUCUCAUCGUAGUACUAAAUAUAUAUAAUAUUGUUUCGUUUGAUUUCUCAAGGACACAAUCCAUUUUCACUAAAGAAAAAACAUUUCCAGUUUUCAUUCACUAAAGUGGGAAUUUAUUCAGUAAAGUGGGAAUUCAUUCGGCUAAAGUGGGAAUUCAUUCUCUACAGUGGGAAUUCAUUCGGCUAAAGUGGGAAUUUAUUCAGUAAAGUGGGAAUUCAUUCACUACAGUGGGAAUUCAUUCGGCUAAAGUGGGAAUUCAUUCGCUACAGUGGGAAUUCAUUCGGCUAAAUGGGAAUUGUACAGUUAAAGCCCAAAUAGCUGAUCUGAAAAAAAUUCUACACGUGAUCUGUGCGUCCAGUUCGUUAUUUGGGUGUUAACUUUGAAAUUCACUUUGGAUUCCAACACUUCUAACUUUAGUAAAUAGCCCCAUUCAUUUUCAGAUGGACGUCAUAUUUAUUCCAUUCAUGUGCUUUCCCCCACAGAGAAAUUACUCAAUUUAAAAUGUGAUUUUAUAAAACACUGCACUAUGGAUCACGGGGUGCUACACUAAUACAUAAUAAUUACUAAUAUACAAAGCUAAGAAAUCUAUAUAGCUUAGGAAGUCUCUGAUACCAAUGCCGAGAACAUAUUGGAAUGAUCGCAUUUGCUGCAGAACUCCAAGUUUGCAGCUUCUCCUAUGAAUUGUUUCCAAACCAGGAAGUGACUCAGCCAAUCAGGUUCUCCUUACAUUCUAUAGCAAAGCAGGCCUUAUCUCCUG
Messenger RNA from Pelobates fuscus (common spadefoot toad), 3142 nucleotides. RefSeq lists its product as uncharacterized. NCBI's taxonomy places the organism in Eukaryota, Metazoa, Chordata, Amphibia, Anura, Pelobatidae. The transcript has 3 exons. The coding region runs from base 534 to 1748 and encodes 404 amino acids. The record is from RefSeq and is a predicted model, not a curated record.